AUGUUAGAAAAAUUAUGUCGAUUUUCAAUAACAUCACUUGAAUUAAAACAAAUACUUUUAUUUUAUAAUAGAACAUAUUCUCUUAUAAAUAUAGAUGAACAAUAUAAAUAUAUAAAACAACAACUGUUAAGAAUAAUGAUACAAGCAGCUAAACACAAUGAUCAAGAUACAGAAAAUAUUUCAGCUUAUUUUGAUUUACAACGACCAAAUAGUGGUAUUAUUAUUCCUUCUAUCAAACAUUGGUCUGGUUCUCACAUAACUUAUUAUUGUUGGUUACGUCUUAAUCAUGAAUUAGAACCAUAUCUCUCUGAUCAACGUCGUCAAUUAUAUAGUUUUUAUUCUGAGAAUGGUUUGGGUUUUGAAGCAUUUUUUAAUGGCAAUAGUACAUCAUUAUAUUUACUUGUUAAUGAUCAUAAAGAAUUAACCUAUGUUGAAAUACCCGAAUGUGAUUUAAUUGACGGUUGUUGGCAUUCAUUGACAAUUGUUUAUUUUCAACAAAAAUGGACAAUGUGUCAUUUAUCAAUUUAUAUUGAUGGAUGUUUAAAAAAAUGUAUAAAAGAUUUUAAAUAUCCAUUCAUGUUAGAAAUCUUAUCAUUGGGAAGUAUUGGUUCAUCUAGUCAACGUCCAUCUCAUUCAAAAUUAUCCUCUUUAAAUAAUACCGGUAAAUAUAAAUCAAUAUUGACUAAUAAAAUGGCACAACCAUUAAAACGUUUAUUUACGAUGACACCCAAUCAACAAAUGAAUAAAGUUAAUAGAGCUCAACAAAAUGUAUUUACUACCACGGAUUUAAACUGUCAAGAUACUCUAUUUGGACAAUCGACAUCGUUACAUGGACAAAUAGCAUUUGUUUGGCUUUUAUCAGAUGCAUUACAAGAAAAGAAUAUCAAACAGUUGCAUGCACUUGGUGCUGAUUUUUAUUUUUCUCAUUCAUCAUUAUUUCAAUCGUCAUUAUUCUCAUCCAUUAUCGAUGCUCAACGAUUUAAUCAUUUAAUAAGUGAUUUAUUUGCAACAAAAACAAUCUUUGCCUAUCAUCCAUUAGCUUGUAAAGAUGCUUCAUGUGUUAAUAUAUCCGGCAAAACACAAAUGAAUGGAUGGUUAAAUUAUGGUACAUGUUCUCAUCUUCAUUCUUAUUCAAAAUCACUUUUAUCUAUUGGUAGUAUACCUGCACUUUAUCUUUUAUUUGAAUGUUUUAACGAACAAGAAUAUCAGAUGAAUCAAACAUCUUUAACAGUGUUAUCUGAUGUUGACUCAUCACCAUCAGAGACCCUUCUUGAUAGUCAAUGUUCUGAUUGGACUAUUACUAAUAAUUUAACUACUGAUAAUUAUCUUCAAUUAAAUCCAUGUGCAACAAUAUUAAAUUUAAUUCAUUGUAUAUUUUCAUCAUCGAAAUAUAAUUCACUUCAUAUUGAACAAAUGUGUCGUGAUUAUAAUGUACAAAUUUUGCAGAAAUAUUUGAAUAAUAUUCCAUUUUAUUUUAUUGAUCAAGAAUUUCUUAUAGCUAUCCAACAGAUUAUUGAUUGUCUAAAAUUGUAUAAAUCAAUAUCGAUGGUACAAACAUUAAUAAAUUCUUUUGUACAAUAUUUACUUCUCGAUUUUAAUCUAUGGAAAAAAGCAAAAUUAAAUGUUCAACUUAUGCAUAUAGAAUAUUUGACAAAAAUUAUCAAAGAUGAUCGAAUAUAUUUCAGAAAUAAAUUUGGUAUACAAUAUUUCUUAGAUUCUAUCAAACAACAUUUCAGUUCUGAUGAUGACAUUGAAAAUAAAUCAAAAAAAAUUCGCAGUGGUAUUAUAAAUAUAAUGAACUAUUAUGUACAAUGUGACAUUAAAUUUGAUGAAUUAAAUUCUAUUCUAUCGUUUAUAUCUGCAUUAACAACCCAUGAUAUUUGUGUACAAGAAAUGCUUAAUUUCAUUCUUAUGUUGUUACUUGAAAUAUCUACAUCAUCAGAAUUGACUGUUACAUUUCUUUGUGAACCAAAUAUGGCAGGGGGUUUAUAUUCAUUAAUUGUUAAUAAAGAUUUAUCAAUAACAACAAAAGAAAAAAUAUUUCAAAUAAUGAAAUAUUUGUUAAUAUCAAAACAUGUUCCACUUCAAGUUAAAUCAUUGUUAAGAUUAGAAAAUAAUAUUGGUUAUGGUGGAAUUAUAUCAUCAUUCAAUUCAAAUGAAUUAUCUGUACCCAUCGUUAGUGAAAUACUCAAUCUUAUUAUCAUGUCUGAGAACACGAUCGCUGUUAAGCAUGUAAAUGUUGUAUUAACGUUGUGUAGUACAGGAUCGCUUGAUGUACGAUAUGCUGCUAUAAGAAAAUUAAUGACAUGCUUUACUGCACAUAACAAUACUUUAGAGACCUAUUCAAAAUGCGAUGGAUGGCAUGAAACAUUAGCUCAUUUUUUAAUUCAAACUCGCCGUCGUUCACUAUCGAUUAUGAAAGAUAAAACAAGUUCAUCGUCUGUCUCUGAAGAAGUCUUUAAGGAUGAUAGUAGUUCUAUUAUCAAUGAGCAACAAGAUUCUAGUCGUUCAGUUGAAGAUCUAUGUGAAACAUUAAUAUUGGCUAUUAUUAUGAUACUAUGGAAAGGAAUAACCGGCUCAGAUGAUAAUUGUUGGCGUUUACGCGGUCAAAUAUUUUCAGCAUUACGAUAUUUAAAUGAAGAAUAUGAGUUUUAUUUGCCAUUGAUUUAUCUAGAACGGCGUAUACUUGAAUUAAGCUUAAAAGCAUGUAUAGAUGAUAUUCAACAAAAUGGAGGUCAAACAACAGCAGCUCAAGGUGCUAACAGUCGCGAAUUAAUUAAAUUAGUUGGAGAUUUUUUAACAGAAGAUAAUCAUCUGCAAUUAAGAUUUAGUGACAAUUUAGUUAACAAAUAUGAUAAUAUUUUGCAUUGUUCGAAUGCUAGUGCUUCCAUUUAUAGACUACUGCAAAAUCAUUCAUUAAAUGGAAAAGAAGAAGCAUCGUAUCUUAUUAUGUGUGUCAAUCGAAUUAUGUUAAUUAGAGGUGAAAAUCAAGAAUAUUAUUCAUAUUUGAUACUUCUCAUGAAAACACUCAUUGAUAAAAGUUAUUAUUUAUUGCAAAUGAAUGUUCAAAUACUAAAUGUUCCACAACAAAAACUAACACCAGCAUUUAUAGAAGAUUUUAAAUUAUAUUGUCAAACAACAGAAUGGUGUAUAUUCAUCGAAAAACAAUGUCAACCAUCGAGUGAAGAUUAUAAAUCGAAGAAUAUAAAACCAUUUAAAAAGAAUAUGCAAAAAUGGUGGGAUGAUACGUACAAAAUGAUGAAGACUGGUAUAGAUAAACGAACUAAACAAAUUGAAGAGGAAAAAUUAAGAUUUCAGAGUCAAAUACUUGAGUUGUGGCGUGUUCGACGUCGAAGUGAAUAUAUUCGUUAUUCCAAAAUGUUAAACCUUCAACGUUUACAACAAAAUCUUGUUGAUACUGAAUGGAAUGAAAAAUUGAAAUAUUUUGAACGUGAACGAGGUCCAUGGCAUAAACCUUCUUUAACUAAAAUUCAUUGGAUGUUAUCAGCACGUGAAAAUUGUCAUCGUAUGAGAUGUAAACUAAUUGAAAAUUCUCAUUUUGAUAGUUAUGAAGAAGCAAGUCUAGAACGAGAUGAGAAUUUCAAGUACAGUUCAGUAGAUGAAUAUCAAAAAAAAUUAUUUGAAAAUUUAAAAAAUAAAAAAUUUUCCAUUCAAAAACAAUUAUCAUCAGUGGAAAAUGAUGAAUUGUUGAAUGAUGAACAAAUGUCUUCUGAUCAACAACUACAAAAUAAUUUAUUAUUGGAAGAGAAAGAGAAAAUGUUAAUUGGAAGCAAUUGUUCGCUAAUUACAAUCACAUCUGUGACAGAAGGCAAAUUAGAAAUAACAAAUAAAUACAUUUAUUUUCUUGGUUCCAACUCAUCGAACAAAAAUGAUUUAAAAUAUCCACUUCAUUGGCUACGAAAUGUUCAUUUAAGACGUUAUAAUUUACGAGCAUCAGCUCUUGAAUUUUUUUUAAUUGAUCAAACAAAUUUUCUACUAAAUUUUGAUAAAAAUACUCGUCGACAAAUUUAUCAGAAAUUAAUAUCGUUACGUUUGCCAAAUAUGAAAAGUGUCUUAUCAUCCACCAUUACACCAUCCGAAAUAUUACGAGAAUCAUGUAUUACUGAAAAAUGGAUUAAUCGUGAAUUAUCUAAUUUUGAUUAUUUAAUGAUGUUAAACACCAUAGCUGGUAGAACAUUCAAUGAUUUAAAUCAAUAUCCAGUUUUCCCAUGGGUUAUCAAAGAUUAUACGUCGGACAAUUUAAAUUUAGAUAAUCCAGAAACAUUUAGAGAUUUAUCUAAACCAAUUGGAAUACAAAAUCCAACACAUAUGGCUGAAGUCAAAUCCAAAUAUGAGUCAUUUCAUGAUCCAACUGGGCUCAUGAAAAAAUUUCAUUAUGGUACUCAUUAUUCUAAUGCGGCCAGUGUCAUUCAUUAUCUUAUAAGAAUGGAACCAUUUACCACUUUACAUAUUCAAUUACAAAGUGGAAAAUUUGAUAUUGCUGACAGACAAUUUCAAUCAUUUCAUAGUUCUUGGUUAAGUAUUCUACAUAAUCCGAAUAAUGUUAAAGAAUUAAUACCAGAAUUUUACUAUCUACCAGAGUUUUUAAUCAAUUCAAAUCAGUUCGAUUUGGGACGAUUGCAAUCAACAAAUACAAUUGUAAACGAUGUCAAACUUCCACCAUGGGCUCGAAAUUCUGUUGAAUAUUUUAUUUAUCAAAAUCGUUUAGCAUUAGAAUGUGACCAUGUUAGUGCACACUUAAAUAAAUGGAUUGAUCUCAUAUUCGGUUAUAAACAGCAGGGACAAGAAGCCAUUGAUGCCUGCAAUGUAUUCACAUAUUGUUCGUAUGAAAAAGCUAUUGAUGUUGAUGCUAUUGAAGAUCAAAUAACGAGAGAAGCAAUUGAAAGUAUGAUUCAGCAUUUUGGUCAAAUACCAUCACAACUGUUAUUUGAAGAACAUCCAAAACGAAAGACAAAAGAACAAGUGGUUGUCGACUACGAGUUACAAGGACGAGCAGUAAAUAUAUUUUGGGAUUUGAAUCAUAUCGAUCUAUUUUUCGUUGAAAUAACUCCUUCUGAUGAAAAAAUUUGUGAUCCAAUAGUAUUUCUAAGUAUUCCUAAAAAUCAAAUACGGUCGUUUUUUCAACAAGGUAUGUUAGACAUAUUGGUGACAGUGAGUAUCAAUCGGAUUGUCGGAAAUAAUGGUUGGCUACCGUAUGAUAAGUCCUUGAAUAGUUCUUUUACAUUUGAAAGAGAUCCAACAUUACAAACAGAAAGAAAUCACCAUAUAAUUACUAUUCCAUUUGCUCCUGACCUAGAGAUAACAUCAAAAUUAUUUAGUGUCAGUCAUGAUGCUAAAUAUUUGUUUAGUGGCGGUCAUUGGAAUUGUAGUUUAUGUGUUUAUAGUCUAUCAAAAAAUAAAACUAUUUCAAGUGUCAUUAAACAUGUUGAUAUCGUAACAUGUACAGCAUUAGAUUCCACCGGAACAAUUCUUGUUUCCGGUUCAAAAGAUAAAACAUGUAUUAUUUGGCACGUGAGAAUGGAAGAAAUGACAAUAACUACUCCAACAGAUAGGACUAGUCGUGGUUUAACAUUAGUGCCAACAAACGUAUUGUAUGGACAUGAUUCUGAAAUAACUUGUGUAGCUCUAUCGACUGAAUUGGACAUCAUAGUGUCAGGAUCUCUUGAUGGUACAUGUAACAUGUAUACGGUUCAAAAUGGUACAUACAUUCAAACAUUGUAUCCAACAGGUCCAAAAAUAAUAGUCUUUCCUCACAUUGGAUUAUCCUCAAUAAUUCAAACUCUACCUGUUCCCAUUCAACAAAUUCGAUUAUCGGAUGAACGGCAUAUUCUUAUACAAACGAGUUCAAAUGAUGAUUCAUCGGUAUUACACAUGUAUUCAAUAAAUGGAAAAUUAAUUCAUCGAGAACUAGUUCCUUAUAAAAUAAUUGAUUUUCUUCUUUGUGAUAAUAAAUAUAUUGUUAUUGCUAUUAAUAUUUUACAAUAUCAUCAACCAACACAUUUGCGAGCAACAAGAGCGCCAACAACGACACAAUCAACUGUUGUAGGAAAAAUUAUUAUCAAAGAUAUGUUCGAUAUGAAAAUGAUUCGUACAAUUCGUUUACCUACUCAAAUUAAUUGUUUACAUUUGGCAAAAGAUUUCACUCAUCUUUUAGUCGGUGUUAAAGGUGGUAAAUUAAUUGUCAUAACAGCUAAAAGAAAGCUGAAAGGGAAUUUAGCCGAUAAUGCGGUAAAUCUUUCAAAGGUGGCUGAUUUUUGUCAAGAUAAUUAUUUAAAUGCACCCAAUUGUGAUAAAUCAAAAGUAUAUGAAGAAACGAAAUCGUAUGCAAUUCAAUCGCUGGCUAGUGUUGCCUAUCAAAUUAACACAAUUGCAACGAGUUUUUUACAAUUACUCGAUUUUCAGUCUAAUCAAUUCAACGAAUUAGAAUCUAGUCUGAAUUCAUUGACAGAAGAGACAAUUGUACAUAAAGAAAAAGUAGCUAGGAGAGAAAUUGGUACAUUAACAACAAAUAAAGUUAUUGGUCGCCAACCCUUGUUCAUUAAACCAAAUAAUCCAGAAAAAUUAGUCAGAUACGUUAGAAAACCACUCGAUUAUUCAUUAUUGGACGAUAUUGGUCAUGGUGUUCGUUUAGCUCGUCAAGAGAGUAAAUCUCGUCAUUUGAUCUAUAAUAAUGGUUUAUCAAGUAUGGAUACACAACGUUCCAAUGGAACACCAUUAACUCAACCACUUACACCUCCUAAGAGUUCCAAUGUUAGUUUGUCGAAAGCAACUGGCUCAACUAUUUAUCAGCGUUCAAUGCCACCGCCUCCUCCUCCUCCUCUGUUAGUUCCACCUGAAUAUGCUAGCCGACAAGAACUAGCUGUUCAAAAUCAAAACCUCUAUAGUACAAGUGCGUAUCAACAGCAACAACAUCGCGCUGUAACAGACGAUUAUGGAACAAUACGAAAACAUCAACAAUCGUAUCCUACGAUGUUACAACAGCAAGGUCAAAUGAACGGCGAUAGAAAUCCUCCUAAUUCAUUGUACAAUGGCGGUAUGAAUAAUUCAAUUCUUCCAUUACAUUUAUCUUAUGUAAACGAAAAUGUUUAUGCCACUCGUCACAAUGGCAUAUUAAAUAAUACAACGAUAAUGCAACAGCAACAAUACAAUCGACAAACAUCGUUAAAUAACGGAAAUGUGUAUGACACCCAACAACAAUCAAAUUCAAUUCGUUCUCGUUCUCAACCACCACCAGCUGGUUCAAUUCAUUUAACAUCCUCCAUGGAUACAUAUGAUCCAUCUCAGGCAACGUCAACAACAAAUGGAAAUAAUGAAUCUUAUUUACCUCAAUUUAUUCCUCAAGCACCAACACAUUUCUUUGAGGCAUGUGCUACAUUACCGAGAAGACAACGUGGUUAUGGACGAGGAAAAAGUGGAGAUGAUUUUGAAUGGGCACCGUCUGAAUAUUUAGAAAAAGUUAUUGCCAUUUAUGAUUAUGAGAGUCAACGAGAAGAUGAACUAACAUUUCAAGAAAAUACCAUUAUAUUUGUGGUUACAAAAAACGAUGAUGGCUGGUAUGAAGGAAUUAUGCAACCAGGUGUCAGAGGUCUCUUUCCUGGGAAUUAUGUAGAACAAUUAUUAGAUUAA
Molecule: messenger RNA, 7647 nt
Organism: Didymodactylos carnosus
Lineage: Eukaryota; Metazoa; Rotifera; Eurotatoria; Philodinida; Philodinidae
Source: the annotation of a GenBank genome assembly